This is a messenger RNA of Trametes versicolor FP-101664 SS1, 1419 nucleotides long. RefSeq lists its product as uncharacterized. Gene Ontology annotation, molecular function: protein binding. Lineage: Eukaryota; Fungi; Basidiomycota; Agaricomycetes; Polyporales; Polyporaceae. The record is from RefSeq and is a predicted model, not a curated record. The transcript has 2 exons. The coding region runs from base 124 to 1344 and encodes 406 amino acids.
GGACUCACUCCAUCAGAGACAACGUUCGCAGCUGUUCUCGGCGACUCUGACCAGCUCGCGACCCUCAAGCAUUGGGAGAAUGUUCUCGGGCGGAAAGCUAGUCCUAGAAUCAUCGCGCUCUUGAUGGAGCGCCGCGCCAAGGCCAACAAGUCGGUCGCCGACUUGUACGAGUAUGCGGUUUCUACCGGCAUUCCUCUGGCGGCUCCAAUGCUGCAACUCUUCGUCAAACCCCUCCUCACCCUACGCGGACUGGAUAAACCUACGGAGCGGUCGAUCGACAAAGCCUUGGACCGUUAUCGCCACUUUGUUGCGCAUCUAGACGGUGUCAAGGAGACGAGUCCGUCAGCAACCCAGGAGAAGGACCUAUAUCCGCAUCGAGCCACAUACCAGCUUCUCCUCCGUGCCAUGACCUCCACUGGGAAUGUGCCGAAGUACUUGCCAAUCGCCGUAUCGCUCGUCUCCGACAUGCGGCGGUUCGGCGUGCAGCUCGACUCCCCGAGCGCCGCUAGUGUCAUCAUCCUUCUUAUGCACGCCUCUCCCACUCCCGAGGAGGCCUUCCGCAUGUAUCGCCUCAUCGCGCUUCCCGAGGGCAUGUCCGGAAAGGAGCCCGUCCUGAACGAGGAGGGCUACGUCGGGAUCCUGGACGCGUUCUGCACGCUUCCCUCGUGGCCGAACAACAUCCCCUCCGUCGAUCUCUACUUCAACAUCAUCAGCGACAUGCGCAAGCUCGGGAUCCCGCUCGGCCCCAAGGCGUACACCGUCAUCCUCGCGCAGAUGGCGCGCCUCGCGACCGCGGCCGCGCACAAGACGGACGCCGCUGCCGGCGCGCGUGAGGCGAUCGCGAAGGCGAUCGCGCGCAUCCACAACCACCUCAACCUGAACCCGUCGUUCACGCCGGACACCGCGCUCUGGAACCAGCUCAUGGACGCGUACCAGCGUGCGGGGUGCUUCGCGGAGGCGUGCCGCAUCUGGCAGACGCUGUUCGCGAGCGUGCGCUUCAACCGCGCGAGCGUGAGCAUCAUCCUCGAUGCGUGCGCGUACGCCCGUGCGUACGACAUGGCUGUGCGCGUGUAUGGGGCGCUGCUCGAGGUCGAGUUCCCGAUGAACGUCAAGAACUGGAACACGUACCUCGAGUGCCUCUGCCGCCUGGGCCGGCUCGACGAGGCGAUGAAGGUGCUCUGCCUGGAGAUGACGGGCCGCAGCGACGGCGUCGAGCCGGACACGGAGUCCGUGCGCAUCCUGCUCAAGUUCGCGGCGAGGGAGAAUCGGGAGGGGGAGGUCCGGGGCCGCUUGAAGCGGUUCUUGCCUAAGCUUUACCGGGCUGUGAUUGAGUCUUCGCAAUAAUGUAUCUAGCGCUUUGUUUAUAAUGCCGACCCGUAUAGGAUGUGUGCUGUAUUGCGAACUACUAUGGUAUGCAAC